Spathaspora passalidarum NRRL Y-27907 is the source of this 924-nucleotide messenger RNA. Its product is annotated as mRNA splicing protein. Gene Ontology annotation, biological process: regulation of mRNA splicing, via spliceosome. The annotation marks the transcript as partial. The record is from RefSeq and is a predicted model, not a curated record. Gene Ontology annotation, cellular component: nucleus. The transcript has a single exon. Gene Ontology annotation, molecular function: mRNA binding; zinc ion binding. Lineage: Eukaryota; Fungi; Ascomycota; Pichiomycetes; Serinales; Debaryomycetaceae.
GAUUAUCCCGAAAUUAACUUUGUCGGGUUCUUGAUUGGCCCUAGAGGUAAGACAUUGAGACGAUUACAAGACGAAAGUGGGGCUAGAUUACAAAUCAGAGGUAAGGGGUCGGUAAAGGAAGGGAAAUCUGCCAAGGCGAUUGACGAUAAAUCUAUGGCUUCCAUGAACGGAGCUGACUCCGCUGAAGAUGACUUGCAUGUUUUAAUUACAUCUGAUUCCCAGCAAAAGAUCGCCAAGGCUGUGCAAUUAACUAACGAAGUUAUCGAAAAGUUGAUAUUCUCGCCCGAAGGUCAAAAUGAACUUAAACGAGAGCAGUUGAAAGAACUUGCUGUUUUGAACGGUACUUUAAGAGAAACAAAACCAUUCGACCCUGAAGCUUAUCAAAAGAGACAAAGGAAAACCAUGGAUAUUUCCCAAAUCAUUUGUAAAAUAUGUGGAAACAUUGGUCAUUUUGCUCGUGAUUGUAAGCAAAACAAUGCAAAUGGUAUGAAGCGUCAAUUUGAUACAUAUGAACCUAGACAGAAUAACCCACCACCUCCAAGUGGUACAUCUUACGAAGAACAACCUUGGAAGAAAUCGAGGCCUGAUAUAUUACCACCUUGGCAAACGGCUAAUACUGCUCCACACAGUCUUCCCCCUCCUCCUCCUCUGUUGAUACCAGUACAAUCAGGAACAUACCCACCACCAUCACUUCCGGUUCAAUCUGGAACGUAUCCACCUCCUCCGCCUUCAUCACAAGCACCUCCACCUGGCCCUCCUGCUCCACCUCCGGGAAUCGACACCAAGCCAAUUAAUCAUUUACCACCACCUCCUCCACCUACGAAAACCAAACCACCACCACCUCCUCCAGGUUCAAAACCUCCGCCUCCUCCUCCAUCGGCAAAAUCCAAACCACCACCUCCACCCCCGCCUUCUGGUGCUUAA